Molecule: messenger RNA, 2914 nt
Organism: Plodia interpunctella (Indianmeal moth)
Lineage: Eukaryota; Metazoa; Arthropoda; Insecta; Lepidoptera; Pyralidae
Gene: spz6
Product: spatzle 6
Exons: 10
Coding region: 208-1386 (392 amino acids)
Biological process (GO): central nervous system formation; innate immune response
Cellular component (GO): extracellular region
Molecular function (GO): growth factor activity; Toll binding
Source: RefSeq, a predicted model, not a curated record
CGCGACCUCGCUACGACAGUCCACUGAGCACUUCCGAACGCACGUCACGUAAAAAAGUAAAAAUUUUAAAAAGUUAACCUUCUGUUAGCGCGGCAAAAAGUGCAACGCGCGGCAUUCGAAAGUUGAUAUUUUUUUCUUAUUUUUUAAAAUAAAUUAUAAGGUGAUUGUGCUACAUUCUGACAUUGUGUGUGUGGAAAUUAAAAAAAAAUGAAGCGAUUUAUAAUUUGGUGUUUGGUCCUCCUAUCCCUAACAUCAGGCAGCAUACAAGAGACGACGACGCCCGAAGCACCAGUGGAGCCCCGAGCAGAAGACGCGACGGAUGAACCGCCUGAAGGAUACUACGCGUUUGUCGAGUCUCCCAACGCCACACCACCCAGAGUCCGCCCCCCUCCGUACCGGCAAGUGGCGACGGACUGCGCGGAGGUGAGCGAGAAACGGCCAAGAGUGAGCGCGCACAACCUCUGUGGAGACCUCAACCGAGGCAGCAUACCACGGAACCCUAUGGGGCAGAACCCUAAUGGCGAACCCUAUCCAUUUGAACUAAUCCGCAACCAGACCCUCCGCUUCCUGUCCCGCACGCUGCCCGUGCUCCGCGCUGACGACACUCUGCCCAGAGUCGCGCACCUGCCCGCCAACGCGGCCAACCCAGCCAAUGGUUUGGCCAACCCACCCAAUACGUUUGCCAACCCGUCCAAUGCGUUCGUCAACCCGACAAAUGGAUUCGCUAACCCGCCCAACGUCGGCACGCCUGCGCCUAUACACUAUACGCAUGAUAUUCAUACUAACGAUCUGGGCGAGCGCGGCAGACGCUCGCUGCCUGCGGAGGACUCCCCGCGGGAGUCCAGGAAGUUCUGCGACGGCGGCGGCGUUUUUUGUAUGCUGUACCGUGCUUUCAAUGGCGAUAGUGAGCCCAGCCCAGCACAAGGUGUCGAGAGACGCGAGGACCCAGGAUCCAGGCCUCCUCAUCCUCAUAGAUACGAGGGCCCCCCCACACCCUGCCCGGCUCGAGUGGAGUACGCGACGCCAGUAUUCGCGAGGAACUACCAGGGAGUGUGGAGAUACGUCGUACAGAUACCGUACGAGGGAUACUUCACCCAGACCGUUGAAGUUACCAGAUGCAUGCAGUCUCGCUGCCACUACCUGGAAGGCGGAUGUCUGAGCUCCCCGCGCUGGGUUUCGCUGCUGGUGGCCGAGCUCCACUACCCGCAGCAGCAGAACUUCCAGGAGCCGGCGCCGGCGGACGCGGCGUGCGACGGCCGCGACGAGCUCGGCUGCUUCCAGGUGCGCCUGUACUACGACUGGUUCCUGGUCCCGGGCUCGUGCAAGUGCUGGCGGCCCGACUACUUCGCCAAGUACGUGCGCCGCGCGCACGGCGCUGAUCUAUAACGUAUUCAUACUGUACUCGUAUCAUUUAAUCACUGCUGGAUUAGGCCUGCACCGAGCAAAGAAGUCAUCAGACAAGAAAAGCUUUUGAAGGUGCGAUGCAGCAUCAAAUAUAAACAUACUAUUGCGAAGGGGCAUUUAAAUAGCUAGAGAAUAAAUGUUAACUUUUGCGAUAUAUCCGGCAUAUAAGUUAUAUCUAAUCCACCAUAUAUGGUGAACAGAAGUAUAUUGAGGGCCUACUGAAUACCCUCUAGUACAGUGCUCUCUCGAUCAAUUUAUAUGAGACUUGUCGAUUAUAAUUAGUUGAAAACUAAUCGAAAUUCCUGUAUUGCAACUUAAAUUUUGAUUUGUCACUCUUAAAUAGCCUCAUGAAUAAAAAUGGGGAUAAUUGCACACAAUAUUACCUAUUUAUGCCGUUUUCUACUAAAAUAAAUAUUUUUCGCUAAUAACUAUAUUUGAGAUUUAUUAUUUGAAGAUAAAAUACGUCAUCCUAAAGCAGUCUCAUAAUUUCCGCGCGGAAUGAACACCCUUAAAAAUGUCAUCAAUAUAAUAAAAUAGCGUGAACGAUUUUUUAAUUUAACAUGAAUUUCAAAAAACUUUGGAUAAAUUUAACUUUUACUCCAAAAUCGCAUGGAAUUUAAUUGGAUUUCUAAUGAAAUAAAGAUGACUGUUAUUUUGUAUUAAGCGUUAGUUGUAUGAAUAUUGAUAAAAUUUUUGACAUGGGUGCCUAUUUAUUUAAAAUAAAAAAAUACCUAUAUUUUUUUUCUAUGCACACAAAUCAGUGUUAGUCAGUAUCAGUUAUUCAGUGUCAGUGUGUUUUAGUCUAAAUUGUCUACGUAAAAUGUUAUAUUGCAAUUCAUUAACAAGGUGCUAUCUAAAGUUGUUAUGUAACGAAGACUGUAGGAUACAAUGUAAGGUAUUGUAAUCACUAUUUCUAAUAUAAGUAGGUAUUUAUAGACCAAAACUUUAUAUUUAAUGAAAGGAGAAAAGAGAUCUCUUAUGAUUUUAACAAGUAUUUUAUAGUUACAUAUUUGAAAUAUAAUUUAAAAGCACCUAUUAAUAAACGUUUAAUUAGGACAAACAGAAAGAUACGACUGGCGCAUAAAUAAUACAAAGUACUCCAGUUAACAUCAAAGUUGAUUUAUAUAUAUUGUUAACUGUAAUUAGUAAAUUCGAUAGAUUGUAGAGCUGUGUUGUACUACUGAUAGCAUUGUAGAACAUUUAUUUGUGUAACAUUUGAGUUGUUUGUAUCAUACGCCAGUUGUAUCCUAGUUAAAUUAAAUUUAUUAUGAAAUUAAGUUUCAUUUUAUGAAACUUUUAAAUUAGGGUUCAGUUGUGAAUGUGUCCUCCUAAUUAUGAGAAAAUACUUGUAUAAAAUAUACUUUUUUAAAUUUAAUUAAUUAAUUUGCUUUGAGCUCAAAGUGCAUUUAUUAUUUAUAUACGAAUGAACAUUGAUAUAAGGCUUGUUACAUGUAACUAGUAUAGGAUUUUAUUUAUUGAUGUAGGUAAAAUAAAUAAAACAAAAAAUAAA